Messenger RNA from Hylaeus volcanicus, 819 nucleotides. RefSeq lists its product as uncharacterized. The transcript has a single exon. Bases 1 to 819 code for a protein of 272 amino acids. The record is from RefSeq and is a predicted model, not a curated record. NCBI's taxonomy places the organism in Eukaryota, Metazoa, Arthropoda, Insecta, Hymenoptera, Colletidae.
AUGGCCCUAUACGACUGUCCAGUAUGGGCCGAAACCCUGGCGAAGUGCCGGCGUACCCGGCGCACACUCCGCCGCAUACAGCGGCGGGUGGCUAUCAGGGUUGUCAGGGCCUACCGCACCGUAUCCACGGAGGCUGCACUGAACCUGGCGGGAUCCCUCCACUUUGAUCUCCAGGCGGUCGCUGCCGCUGAAGUUUAUAGGCGUCGGCGGGAGUACCGCCGGAGUGGCGUGGAUCCGCCGGGCGAGGCGGUCGAGGAGUGGAAGCGCCAGUCGCGACGACGCACGCGUGUUGCGUGGUGGUGGGAGCUGCUGGUCAGCCCCGCUGCCCGAAAGCGAGCCGUCGGCGCGGUUCUGGCCAACUUCGACAGUUGGCUUGACGGCGGGCAUGGCGGGCUCACCUUCUGGCACACGCAGGUGCUCACCGAGCAAGGUUGCUUUGAUGAGUACCUGCACAAAGUGGGUGCGGAGGCGACAUCCGAGGGCCACCAAUAUGGGGCCGUGCUGAACACGGCCCAACACACGGUGGAGGAGUGCCCAUCCUUUGCUGGUCAAAGGCGGGCGCUCCAAAUGGAGAUAGGUUGCGACCUCUCGCUGCCGGCCGUCGUUGCGGCCAUGGUCGACUGCGAGAGGUCGUGGAAAGCGGUGGCCUUCUUCUGCGAGGCAGUCAUCUCGCAGAAGGAGGCGGACGAGAGGGAGCGGGAGCUUGCCGAUGAAGGCGGCGGGCAGCCGCCCCUUCUGCCCAUCCCCUCCCUGGUGGAGGGGUCGGUACCGCGGGGCCCAGAGCUUCGUGAGUCGCUCGCCGCCCGCUGCCCGCCCUAA